AUUUCCCACAAUGCAAUCACUUCCCUAACCUCACUUUAGAGGCGGGGUCAGUUGAGGUUGUGACAAGAGCAGCAACAGCAUGGGCGACAUGUCAGCCAGUCAAAGUCACCACUGUGCGAGUGAAUGACAAACUGACUUGAAAGUUAGUGUCUUUAUUGCAUUAGUUAGACAAAUGCUUCCUCGACGUGUGUUCUCUGUUUAAAAACCCCGAGUUGUCUCGCAGAGAGCCAACAGCUAGCGAGUGUCAUCCAAGCUAAUGUUUGGCUAACUUUUAAGCAAAGGGACGUUAGAUAAUUCUGCUGGAAAAGUACAAAGCUUUGGAAUUUGUCCUUCUGGUGUCAAGUCAGGGUCAUUGCUGCUUUCCCCUUGUGGUUGGAUCAAUGAGUGCACAUCGAGGCAGCAGAGAACAGUCCUCUGGCAUGGGGAGUGGAGUCCAGGAGCAACGUGCAUCACCCAGUAAAGAGGAUGGGCUGCCGCGGGCCUCCACUCAGGCAGAAGGCACGAAGCAGAAGACCCCCUCCGUGGUCAUCACGCUCUUCUCGGGGGCAGUCGCGGGCGCUGUGGCCAAGACAGCUGUCGCUCCGUUAGACAGGACUAAAAUCAUCUUCCAAGUGUCUUCAGCGAGAUUCUCUGCCAAAGUAUGUUUGAGUUGGAUAUCAAAUAAGACAACAGAAGCCUACAGAGUGAUCUACCGCACGUACUUGAAAGAUGGCUUCCUCAGUCUGUGGAGGGGCAACUCUGCCACUAUGGUGCGAGUCGUCCCGUAUGCAGCCAUCCAGUUCUCUGCUCAUGAGCAGUACAAAAGUCUCCUGGGGGAAUAUUACGGUUUUCAGGGAAAGGCCCUACCUCCACUUCCAAGGCUACUGGCUGGAUCCUUGGCAGGCACCACUGCCACCAUGUUGACGUAUCCUCUGGAUAUGGUGCGAGCUCGCAUGGCUGUGACACCAAAGGAAAUGUACAGCAACAUCCUGCAUGUGUUUGUGAGGAUCUCUCGAGAGGAGGGCCGGAAGACACUGUACCGGGGUUUUGCCCCCACCAUACUGGGUGUGGUCCCCUAUGCCGGCCUGAGCUUCUUUACCUAUGAGACGCUCAAGAAGCUCCAUGCAGAGGAAAGUGGGCGGCGAGAACCUUACUCCUACGAACGACUGGCCUUCGGUGCCUGUGCGGGCCUCAUUGGUCAGUCGGCGUCUUACCCUCUGGACGUGGUGCGGCGGCGCAUGCAGACUGCGGGCGUGACGGGUCACACUUAUGGCAGCAUCCUGGGCACCAUAAAGGAGAUAAAGUCUGAGGAGGGCGUAGUCAGAGGACUCUUCAAGGGCCUCAGUAUGAACUGGGUAAAAGGGCCCGUUGCGGUGGGAAUCAGCUUCACAGUCUUUGACCUCACCGGUAUACUCCUGAGUAAGCUGCGACAGAUGAGCCACACGUCUCGGUAAUGGCGGGAAAACGUGCUAGUCGGACUUUGCGGAGAGAGUGUGUGAGGAGUGUGUGCCUAGCAAACACACACGGGGUGAGUGUGUCCUCUACAUGAUGAAUAUGUCCACACUGUUAUGUGCUUCAAAGUGCAAUAUGCUGCGUGUGCUUCUGAUCUGUGCUUCAGUUUGAACUGACACGGUACACACACACACACACACACACACACACACACACACACAACUUGUCUACAUGAACUAACGCCUUCCAAUACAAUGCAAGCUGACAUUUAAAAAAAAAAGUCAAUAUAGAAACUUUUGCCAUAAUUAGUGCUACUUUGACAAAAUGCAAAUAGUGUUUCUAUGUACAAUACAGGCCAAAUGUUUGGACACACCUACUCAUUCAAUGCGUUUUCUUUAUUUUCAUGACUAUUUACAUUGUAGAUUGUCACUGAAGGCAUCCAAACUAUGAAUUAUCACAUGUAGAAUUAUGUACUUAAAAAAAUAAAUAGUGAAAUAACUGAAAACAUAAUCAAAAUAGCCACCGUUUGCUCUGAUUACUGCUUUGCACACUCUUGACAUUCUCUCAAUAAGCUUCAGGCGCACCUGUGAAGUGAAAACCAUUUCUGGUGACUACCUCUAGAAGCCAUCCGCAGUAUUUAUUUAUAUGACCCAAUGCAAACAACCCUACCUCGUCAUGGGGCAAAAAAAAUAAAAGAUCCAACCAACACGAAAUCUUAACAAGCAUGGUCACACAUAACACAACCUGCUCACUGAUCUUUGUGAACAUUUAAAACAAUGUUCAUUCACCCUAAAAAAAAUUACACUUUGCACACUCUUGGCAUUCUCUCAAUGAGCUUCAAAAGGUAGUCACCUGAAAAGGUUUUCACUUCACAGGUGUGCUUGAAGCUCAUCGAGAAAUUGCCAAGAGUGUGCAAAAAGUAAUCAGAACAAAGGAUGGCUAUUUUGAAGAAACUAGAAUAUAAAACAUGUUUUUAGUUAUUUCACCUUUUUUUAAGGACAUAUUUCCACAUGUGUUUAUUCAUAGUUUUGAUGCUUUCAGUGACAAUCUACAAUGUAAAUAGUCAUAAAAAUAAAGAAAAGCUGUGACCAAAUGUUUGGCCUGUACUGUAUAUGACGAUUACAUUGAAUUAUACUUAACCAACAAAGCAGAUCUCCUAUUGUUUCUUAUAACUCUUCAAUUUUGAAAUUGUGAUGAAAAUCAUCAUUUAUUACUACAGAUGUAAAAAAGAGGCCUAAUUUCUGCACAAAUCCUUUGGCCCUUGGCUCUCUAAUAUAUAUGAGAAUACAACAUAAAUGUGAUAUCUGUGAAGUAUAUAAAUGUGCAUUAAUGAGAUCUUGAAUGGAGAAUAUCACUCCAGUUCAGCACAAAGUCACCUAAAAAUUUAAUUAUGCUUCCAACAGCAUAUAUUGAUGCUUGCUAGCACAACAAUAGCAAGCAUUUUACUGUUUUGUGUAUUUUUUUCAAAAUCCCAGCUGCACAAAUAUUUCUAGAGCCUUUUUAAUGUUUGGUUGGAUUUUAGUUGAGUUUGUGAGUGUUUUAAGUCCAGAUGAUAUGGUGAAGAACAUAAUAUCCCCAUAUUGACAUCAUAUACAUUAAAAUUCACAUUUCCAUUAUUAAAUCAUGUGACCUUUUUUUAACUACUGACUACAUCAUAAGGGCAGUAAAAAGGUAUUGCACAAUAGUUGUCUAUCCACCUUUUAUCUCAGCACAUCAGCGCCAACUUACUGUUAAACAGGAUGAUCGGCAGAGAGCAGCGAAGUGUCAUAAAGCAGUGGUCCCCAACCACCGGUCCGGGCCGCACAUCAGAAAAACGAAAUUAUUUAAUUUUAAUUAAUUCAAAGGACUGCAUUUUCUCUGACUCAACUUUGGCCUGUCUCACUGGACACGGCAAUAAGCUUGUUUAUAGAUGUACAAUGAAACUCCCCAUAGGAAGUUAUAUUUGUUAUAACUUUGUGACUUGAUAAGAUGCAUAUUAAUCAACAUAUAACUGUGACGGAUUGUAACCGAAGGCUGAUUUCCAUCUUGUUUCAAAGAAACAAGUCCAGGGCUCCCACUAAUUCAGCGUUCUAGUGACUUGUAUUUUUGCUGUAUUUAUCAGGCACAAGUGGAAAGCCAGUCCCUAAAAAUAAUGAAUGCCUACAUUAAAGCAAAAAAAGGUUGGGGGCCACUGUCCUAAGCGACCGACCCCCCCCCGCCCCUCCGCCCCUUAGAUAUUUAUUACAUGUAAUAUUUUAUUACCGCAAUCAUGUUUAUUUAAGAUUUGUGUUGAAUGCUCUCACAUACUUGAAAAAUGUCAUAGAAAGUCUCUGCGGAACAAAAGUGUGCCUUGUGGUGUGCAACUUCAUUUAUUGCAGGGAUUUCAAUAUGUUUGUUAUGUAGAUGGUUUACGUUUGAAGUAAAAGUGCCUGGCAAGGAACACUUAAGUGUUUUACCUUACAAUGACUGAGCUACUAUUUUUGAAAAGGUAUUUUUCAGGUUCUUUGUGAUGAUUCAGCAUGUGGUUUAAGGGUUAUUAGGACUGACUGUAUUAGUCCAGUGAUGUUUUCCCCUCAAUACAGUUUCCUAACCUCGAAAGAUGUGAACCACGGCUCACUUCCAUGUCCUUUCGCAUGUGAUGGGUAUUAUUCAAUCAUUUGUAUUUGUCAGUUUCAAAAUGAUCAAUGUUUGUGGAGGGACUAGUUGAAGAAAUAACAAAAUGGAAACGUUUUAUUGUUGUUUCAUCACAAUUUGCACACGGCCAAGUAAACAGUUUUGCAUGGUGGUACAACAAAUCACAUAAUGUUUAACAUUCAGAAUGUAUGUUUUAAAAUGUCAAAUAAAAACUGGAUACUUUUGA
Molecule: messenger RNA, 4270 nt
Organism: Nerophis ophidion (straightnose pipefish)
Lineage: Eukaryota; Metazoa; Chordata; Actinopteri; Syngnathiformes; Syngnathidae
Gene: slc25a42
Product: solute carrier family 25 member 42
Exons: 8
Coding region: 381-1433 (350 amino acids)
Biological process (GO): transmembrane transport
Source: RefSeq, a predicted model, not a curated record